GGAAGUUGGUCACGGCCCGAAGGCGGGGCGGUUCCCAUGGUAACUGCGGGCCGGCCGCCAUGUCCUUCAAGCGGGAGGGGGACGACCCCGCUCAGCUGGGGGUGCUGCAGAAAAGACGCGUCGCAGACCUGUUGGCCAACUACAUCCCCGAGGAUGAGGCACUGCUGCUGAGGAGCGGGAGGUACGCCUGCACAGUGUGUGCCCACCGCCCCGUCUUCGACACGCUGGACGUGCUGACGGUCCACAGGGCUGGCAAGAAGCACACGGGCAGCCUGCAGCGGUUCUACGGCAAGAAGUGCUCGCUCCAGGACGUGGUCCAGAAGCAGCAGCACGAGGAGGAGGUGCGGGCAGAGGAGGCAGGCACGCAGGGCUCCCCGGCCCCUCUUCUGGCACAGACGCGGAGGAUUGCCCGGAGCGCUCUGCUGAAAGCAGCUCCCUACAGCAGCUGCUGCCGGAGGACGGGGGUGGAGGGAAGCGGCUCGCGAGCUGGCGUCACCCAAACGGGGCUGAGCGCUGCCCCGACGCUGCCGGAGCCGUCGCGGGAGGACGGAGGAGCCGUGGACGCCAGCCCCACAGCCCUGCUGCCGGGGCACCGCGGCGGGCGAGCGGACGCACCGAAGGCGGCUCCGGCCCGGACGCAGCGAGGUGGCAAAGGAAAAAACUCAUCGUCGGCGCUGAGCCGGCCCGAAGCGCUCAGCCCCGAGAGGCGCCAGGCCCUGGAGCGAUACCUGCAGCUGCGGAGCGCCGGCUGGAUCCAGGACCGCUCCGGCAAGUGGGUGAAGGAUGAAAAUGCCGAAUUCGAUUCUGACGAGGAUGAGCCGCCUGUGCUGCUGCCGGCCUGAGGCCCCCCUCUGCCCCACCGCUCCCCCCUGGGGACGGGGACGCUCCCCCCGGCUGUCCCCGAGCCCCGCCGUUAAUAGAGGCAGCUGGAGAGGA
Molecule: messenger RNA, 936 nt
Organism: Tyto alba (common barn owl)
Lineage: Eukaryota; Metazoa; Chordata; Aves; Strigiformes; Tytonidae
Product: sodium channel modifier 1-like
Exons: 8
Coding region: 60-842 (260 amino acids)
Biological process (GO): RNA splicing
Cellular component (GO): nucleus
Source: RefSeq, a predicted model, not a curated record